CGCCGCGCGGGACCAGACACAAAGCCGAUCAAUCCGGGCGUCGCGGGGCGGGGGGGAGAGGGGGGACCCGCUGCGCGCUCCCUUCCGCCGCUGGCCUUCUGCUGCUGUCCCCCUCACUUAGGACCCUGCGGACACCUAAUCCUACUUCCACGCCUUCCCUCCCCCCCCCCCCCAGCCCCUUCACUCUUAAGAAGGUCGCCCCAGAUCGCCCCCCCCCCCCCACACCCCGCGGCUUCCCAUCCCAGGGCUGAGAGACGCACGGAGGAAGCAGCCCAGGAAGGGAAACUGACAUCCCAUCCCGAUCCGCCUCCCUGCCUCCUUUCUCCUCACUACUCUCGCCUCUGCCUCUAUCCCACCCCCCUGGAAUUCAGGGGAUCCCCCCGCCCCGCUUCCCCGACACCGGCACUCCAGCCACCCCGAACCCCUCGACCUUCCGCGUGGAGCCAUCAGCUCGAGUCCGGGAAGAUGGCGAGGGGGAGCCGCCACCGCCUCCUCCUGCUGCUUCUUCGCUACCUGGUGGUCGCCCUGGGCUAUCAUAAGGCAUAUGGAUUAUCUGCCCCAAAAGACAAUCAAGUAGUCACAGCAAUAGAGUUCCAAGAGGUUAUUUUAGCCUGUAAAACUCCAAAGAAGACCAUCUCAUCCAGAUUAGAGUGGAAGAAGUUGGGGAGGAGUGUCUCCUUUGUCUACUACCAGCAGACUUUCCAAGGUGAUUUUAAAGAUCGAGCUGAAAUGAUAGAUUUCAGUAUACGGAUCAAAAAUGUUACAAGAAAGGAUGCUGGGAAAUACCGUUGUGAAGUUAGCGCCCCAUCAGAACAAGGCCAAAACCUGGAAGAGGAUACGGUCACUCUAGAAGUAUUAGUGGCUCCAGCAGUGCCUUCAUGUGAAGUGCCCACUUCUGCUCUGAGUGGGACUGUGAUAGAGCUACAAUGUCAAGACAAAGAAGGGAAUCCAGCUCCUGAAUAUACAUGGUUUAAGGAUGGCGUCCGUUUGCUGGGGAAUGAAAAACUUGGCUCCCAAAGGUCCAACAGCUCAUACACAAUGAAUAUAAAAUCUGGAACUCUGCAAUUUAACGCUGUUUCUAAACUGGAUAGUGGAGAAUAUUCCUGUGAAGCCCGUAAUUCUGUUGGUUAUCGCCGGUGUCCUGGGAAACGAAUGCAAGUAGAUGAUCUCAACAUAAGUGGCAUCAUAGCAGCUGUAGUAGUUGUGGCCUUAGUGAUUUCUGUAUGUGGCCUUGGUGUGUGUUAUGCUCAGAGAAAAGGCUAUUUUUCAAGAAGGAUAGCUCUGCACCUAAAGCCACUGCAAUGAGUGAAAAUGAUUUCAAACACACAAAAUCCUUCAUAAUUUAAAAGAAUUCUAAUUUUGAGACACAUCAAAACCACAGUUGUUACCCACAUUAUUAAAAUAUUGUAAGCCUCUGCUCUGACUUACCUUGCAAAGAGGUGGGCUAGGAAAUGAACUUGGAGCCUCCUUACAACUUUGAUAACCUCUAGCUCACCUGAAAUUGAUAUUUUGCGAAAGAAACAUCCGUCAUUGUCUAAAAUACAACCUGGCUUCCUUUGUCGGAUUGAACUAGAGACUCAAAAUACUGUGUUAUACUCUGCAUUUUGUGAAAUUCUAACAAAUGUUUUAACUUCUGAAGAAAGUUACUAUAAUAAAUCAUAUUGACUGUGAAGCUAA
This is a messenger RNA of Perognathus longimembris pacificus (Pacific pocket mouse), 1677 nucleotides long. RefSeq names its product junctional adhesion molecule 2 (gene Jam2). The coding region runs from base 466 to 1305 and encodes 279 amino acids. The transcript has 9 exons. The record is from RefSeq and is a predicted model, not a curated record. Gene Ontology annotation, biological process: leukocyte tethering or rolling. Gene Ontology annotation, cellular component: tight junction; cell surface; protein complex involved in cell adhesion. Lineage: Eukaryota; Metazoa; Chordata; Mammalia; Rodentia; Heteromyidae.